Talaromyces stipitatus ATCC 10500 is the source of this 672-nucleotide messenger RNA. Its product is annotated as RNA polymerase II transcription mediator complex subunit Srb7, putative. Lineage: Eukaryota; Fungi; Ascomycota; Eurotiomycetes; Eurotiales; Trichocomaceae. The record is from RefSeq and is a predicted model, not a curated record. The transcript has 2 exons. Gene Ontology annotation, molecular function: transcription coregulator activity. Gene Ontology annotation, biological process: regulation of transcription by RNA polymerase II. Gene Ontology annotation, cellular component: mediator complex. The coding region runs from base 1 to 672 and encodes 223 amino acids.
AUGGCUGACAUAUUAACACAGCUCCAAACAUGUCUCGAUCAGCUCGCGACCCAAUUCUACGCAACUCUCUGCUAUCUCAGCACAUAUCAUGACCACGUCCCGGCAACAGUGCCGCCUCCAUCCUCCGGCAUCACAGACUCCAUGCCGCCUCUGGCUAAGAUCCCCCGUAACCAACCCUCAGCGGCACCCAUGCCCGCCGGUGCAGCCGCAAAACAAACCGCUGAACAACAGGGACAGACUUCACCAUCCCUCGGAAUUUCCGGAGCAGGUGGCGCAGCAGGAGGGGUGGGAGCAGAGACCUCGACACUCCCUCCAGGCACAAAUGGAGCGACAGCGACGACGUCUCUAACUCCUGGUCAAGGAGAUCCGAAUCAACCACCCAUACCAGAUUCGCCUCAGUUAUUCUUGUAUCGACAAAAGGAAUUAGCGCGUGACUUGAUUAUCAAGGAGCAGCAGAUUGAGUAUUUGAUUGGGAGAUUACCCGGAAUCGGUUCUUCGGAAGCAGAACAAGAAGCGCGUAUUCGUGAGUUGGAAAGCGAAUUAAGACAGGUUGAGCUUGCGAGGGAGAAGAAAGCGAAGGAGUUGAAGAAGUUGGGGAAGAGACUGGAAUCAGUUCUUAGUACCGUUGAGAGGGGCAUAUAUUCGAAACAACAGAGGUACGGUCAAGAUUGA